Myodes glareolus (Bank vole) is the source of this 492-nucleotide messenger RNA. It is a transcript of the gene Il36g, whose product is annotated as interleukin 36 gamma. The record is from RefSeq and is a predicted model, not a curated record. Gene Ontology annotation, biological process: cellular response to lipopolysaccharide; inflammatory response to antigenic stimulus; positive regulation of gene expression. Gene Ontology annotation, molecular function: cytokine activity. Lineage: Eukaryota; Metazoa; Chordata; Mammalia; Rodentia; Cricetidae.
AUGGCAAACAAUCCAGGAAAUGACAAAAUUGAAGCCAGAAGUACUCCUCAGUCUGGGAGGGUUUCUGACUUGGAGCAGCAGGUGUGGAUCUUUCGUGGUCAGGGCCUUGUGGUGGUUCCGUGGAGUAACAACAUAGCCCCAGUCACCAUCACGGUCCUCCCAUGCAAGUAUCCAGAGUCUCUGGAGCAAGGCAAAGGGGUUCCCAUUUACAUGGGAAUCCAGAAUCCAGACAAAUGCCUGUUUUGUGAGGAAGUUGAUGGACAGCCCACUUUGCAGCUCAAGGAGGAGGAGAUUUUGGAUUUGUACAACCAUCCUGAGCCCAAGAAGCCCUUCCUGUUUUACCAUACCCAGACAGGCAGAACGUCCACCUUUGAGUCUGUGGCUUUCCCUGGUAGCUUCAUUGCAUCCUCCAAGAGUGGCGAGCCCAUCUUCCUCACGUCAGAACAGGGGAAAUACUACAACAUUAACUUCAGUUUAGAUAUAGGGCCUUGA